CGGACGCCUGGGUCCAUGCUCCGGAGUGCGAGGGGGCUGCCUGCGCAGGGGACACCAUGCCGGCGCCGUACACGCGGAUCGUGGGCUUAGGAGCUUGCUCCCUCAGGAGCUGGGCUGCUGUCCCGGUGCGCUGGGCUCACGCCCCACGGGUUCUACACGGAGACCUCGGCAAACUUUCAGGGCGGGUGCAGGAAUUCGUGGAGCAUGGGGUGCGGCUCUGCCAGCCAGACAACAUCCACAUCUGCGAUGGGACCGAGAAGGAGAACGGCAAAAUCUUGAACUUCCUGGAGUCGGAAGGACUCAUCAAGCCUCUUACCAAAUAUGAAAACUGCUGGCUAGCCAAGACCGACCCCAAGGACGUGGCCCGCGUGGAGAGCCGGACAGUCAUUGUGACCGAGAACCAGAGAGACACAGUGCCCAUCCCAGCUGCCGGGGUCAAAGGGCAACUGGGCAACUGGAUGAACCCAAAAUCAUUCCAGGAGGCAGUGGAUGACCGGUUUCCGGGUUGUAUGAAAGGUCGCACCAUGUACGUCAUCCCUUACAGCAUGGGGCCCAUCGGCUCGCCCCUCUCCAAGAUCGGCAUCCAGCUCACCGACUCGGCCUACGUGGUCGCCAGCAUGCGGAUCAUGACCCGAAUGGGCACCGCCGCCCUCCGCGCCUUGGGGGAUGGCGAAUUCGUCAAGUGCUUGCAUUCCGUCGGGCGUCCCCUACCCCUGAGUGAUGAGCUGGUAAACAACUGGCCCUGUAACCCCGAGAAGACCUUAAUUGCGCACGUCCCUCAACGCCGAGAGAUCGUCUCCUUCGGCAGCGGCUACGGGGGCAACUCCCUCCUGGGCAAAAAAUGCUUCGCCCUGCGUAUCGCUUCGUGCAUUGCCAAAGACGAGGGCUGGCUAGCCGAACAUAUGCUGAUCCUGGGACUCACGAACCCUGAGGGGAAAAAGAAAUAUGUGGCCGCCGCCUUUCCCAGUGCAUGCGGGAAGACCAACUUGGCCAUGAUGAACCCCACGCUGCCGGGCUGGAGGGUGGAAUGCGUUGGGGACGACAUUGCCUGGAUGAAGUUUGACAGCGAAGGCUGCCUGCGUGCCAUCAACCCCGAGAACGGCUUCUUUGGGGUGGCCCCGGGUACGUCCACCAAAACCAACCCCAACGCCAUGCACACCAUCCAGCGGAACACCAUCUUCACCAACGUCGCCGAGACCAGCGAAGGGGGAGUCUACUGGGAGGGCAUUGACCAAAUGAUCCCGGCCGGAGUGACCAUCAGCACUUGGCAGGGCAAGCCCUGGAAACCAGGUGACACGACAGCUGCUGCUCACCCCAACUCCCGCUUUUGUGCCCCGGCGCGCCAGUGCCCCAUUAUGGACCCGGAUUGGGAAUCCCCUGAGGGCGUCCCUAUUGAUGCCAUCAUCUUCGGGGGCAGGAGACCCGCAGGCGUCCCCUUGGUGUACGAGGCCUUCAACUGGCGCCAUGGAGUCUUUGUGGGCAGUGCCAUGAGAUCAGAGUCCACAGCAGCAGCAGAACACAAAGGUAAGGCCAUUAUGCAUGACCCCUUUGCCAUGCGCCCCUUCUUCGGUUACAACUUUGGCCGCUACCUGGAGCACUGGUUGAGCAUGGAAGGGCGCAAGGGCGCCCGUCUUCCCAAAAUCUUCCAUGUCAACUGGUUCCGGAAGGAUGCCGCCGGGAAUUUCUUGUGGCCAGGCUUUGGAGAGAACUCUCGGGUCCUUGACUGGAUCUUCCGCCGGGUCGAUGGGGAAGCAAGCGCCAAGGAGACGCCCAUUGGGUACAUCCCGCAAGAUGGCGCCUUAGACCUGACAAGCCUAAACAAGGUGAACUAUCAGGAGCUUUUCUCAUUGCCCAAAGAGUUCUGGCAACAAGAAGUCAGAGAAGUGAGGCAGUACCUAACAGAACAAGUGCCCGAAGACCUGCCCAAGGAAGUCAUGAAGGAACUGGAGGCUUUGGAGGACCGGGUCAAGAAGAUGUGAGGGACCUGAAAAGAAAAGAACCAAAGACACGUCCUCUGUGUCUCCUGUGGGGAGAGGGAGGAGAUAGCAGGGAGCUUGUUUACAGAAUUUCCCUUUCCCACUUCUUACCAGCUAAACCUCUCUGGCCAUCGAGAAUCAGCUAUCUUGCUUCCAUGGUCAUGAGGCGGCCAUCUUACUUCUUAGGCAACAUGAGCUGUACCUAUUUUCUUUAUGUGAGUCAGUUUUCUUGAUACAUCUGCUUUCCUUCCUUUCUUCUGUGCCACUAUCAUUCCUUGGUUGUAGGGAAACAGGGCAGAAGGGAUCUGCCGUCUUGUUCUGUCAUGUGCGUCUCGGUUCUCUUCUGAGACUUCUUUUCACGUCUGUAUGUCUUCCUUGUCACUGAGUCGUUUUUUGACCUGUCACAGACUGCCUUUUCUUUCUGGUGAAAGACUACUUUGGGGGGGGGGGAGUUUCUGGGGAGAAAUUGGAAAGCUUUUGUGGAAAGGGGCACCUCAAGUUAGCUUGGUGUGCGCCCCCAAAUCCCAACUUGUCAUCUUGAAUGCCUGUUAGACCUUUCACAUCUUGGGGACAUGAAUGGAGAACCAGUGAAUAGUUAGCUGUGAUACCAACAGCAAUGGAAGUUCUACCAUCAAUAGGUCUCAGAAUCAGGUGUCCGUUCCUUAGAUGAAUCUCAGAGCCAGCCUUCUGAUAAAGUAACUCAAAUCUGACUGAACACCAGGUCCUAAUCCAUCACUUCUAGGCCUGUUGCUCAUACAUAUCUGCAUACUUUCUCCCCCUAUUUCUUUUGAAUAUGUGAUGUACAUCCCCAGCCCUGACGGAGAUGUAUGAAGUUUCACUGUGCUGAAUCAGACCAUUAGUCCAUCUAGUCCAGCAUUAUAUACUCUUGGGAGCUUUGGUGUGCAAAGUUUUUGCUCUACUGUUGAGCUACGUCCCAUAACGUCCCAAACUAAUUGCUGCUCUGAUGCUAUAUUUACCAAAUGUGUACUUCAUGAAAUCUGCCUAACCUAGUGUGAUGAGAAAAGUACUGCCUCCAAGCCAUCAAGCUUUUACUAACUAAACACGGAGCACUGAACACCGUCUCUCAGCGUUCUCUGGCUGACAGUUUUCCUCCUGAAGUUAGAAUGUUUGUGAACAUUCCGUGACUUGAUGGCUACUCAAUCCAAUGCUGAUUAUUAAGCCUCAUAAGCGUUAUUACUAAUAUCUACACCAGCCUUCCCCAACCUAGUGCUUUCCAGAUGUGUUGGGUUGCAACUCCUACAAUCCCAUUGGCCAUGUUGGCUGGGGACUGAUGGGAGUUGUAGUCCAAUAGAUCUGGAGGGUGCUGGGGUGGGAGUGAAGGUUGGUCUAGACUCUAGCAUCAGCUCCAUACAGCCGUAACCCCUUAGACAGAAUGGAACUAUCUAGUUUCAUAUUUUCCUGUUUCAAAGAGUCCUGUUGUCAAAUCUUGUCAAACAGACGUAGAACAAUUAACAACUCUGUCAAAUUUUAAUUAACUCAAACUCAAGCAAGAGAGUAGUGUGGGGACAAGAGCAUUGGGUCAAUCCUGAAUCAUGGCUCUAGCAUGAAUCAUACUUCUAGCAUGGCCUUGGACAACACCACUCUCAGUCUCUCCUCCCUUACAGGGUUGUUGUAAGGACAAAUGAGAUAAAGACAAGAAUUAUUCUUUACCAAAACAUGUUAUUGAAACAAAUCUUACUGCCUGUCCUUACUGUGUUAUAUUUGGACAGAAUUUUGCUUCCUCUUCACUUUAAUUCCAUCAUCAAUCUUUGGCUAGGCCACUGUUUACCUAACUGAGGGCCAUCUAUAACUUUAAUCCGCUCAUUCUUAACAUUCCAUUGCUAACCAUUUCCUUCAAGCACUUAGAAUGUCAGUGAACAUUUUGUGACAUCACAGCAGUGCAGCCAAUAGCCAGAGAGGGUGGCAAAUAAUAGGCAGUUUUUAGCCUACUCCACAUAUUAGGGUGCCCAGCAAGAGGGCCGAGUUAUACAAUGUGCCUUCUUAUCACUCACCAAAUAGCUAUGCGAGUCUGUUACAGUUUGCUGGUAAAGAAUACCACCAAGUGAUCAGAUGUGGUGUCUUCUUUACUGGUGUUCGCCAUUAUAAUCUCAAUUUCCCCCUGUCUUUAUGUUCCUAUACGUGGACCCUAUUUGGUGCGGUUAUCCUCAGCCAUCUGCUGCUUUAAGCUCAAGUGUGAAUACAAUUUGCCCACAUUUCAAUUAAUUAAUAUAUGCAAAUGAUUAAUGGGCUUGUACUUUUCUUCCUUUCUACCCUUGGAGAAAGUGCCAAUCCUUCAGGGUGAGAAAAGACUUGAGAGGGAAGCAGAGCAGGGACUGUCAGUGGCAGGAACAAUUCAAUGUACGGUCAAUGUACUUCUACGAUUACACUUUUAGUGGUGGAAUUUCAAUCAGAAAUUAAGCAGCAGCUGGAAAGAAACCUAGAGUGUGAGCUUGGUAUUCGACUGCAAUUUAAUUGUGUGUUUUAUAAAAAAUAAAAAAUAAUAAUAAUAAAAAUGCAUACUAUUUUAUUAAUAACGGAUCAUGAAUGAGAAUAGAAAUAUCAAGAAAUAAAAGGAUCUGAGUGUUCUAAACCAA
Molecule: messenger RNA, 4570 nt
Organism: Elgaria multicarinata webbii
Lineage: Eukaryota; Metazoa; Chordata; Lepidosauria; Squamata; Anguidae
Gene: PCK2
Product: phosphoenolpyruvate carboxykinase 2, mitochondrial
Exons: 10
Coding region: 57-1979 (640 amino acids)
Biological process (GO): cellular response to glucose stimulus; gluconeogenesis; response to starvation
Cellular component (GO): cytosol
Molecular function (GO): manganese ion binding; GTP binding; phosphoenolpyruvate carboxykinase (GTP) activity
Source: RefSeq, a predicted model, not a curated record